Messenger RNA from Lytechinus pictus (painted urchin), 3418 nucleotides. RefSeq lists its product as uncharacterized. The transcript is spliced from 7 exons. Bases 714 to 1418 code for a protein of 234 amino acids. Lineage: Eukaryota; Metazoa; Echinodermata; Echinoidea; Temnopleuroida; Toxopneustidae. Gene Ontology annotation, cellular component: endosome; Golgi apparatus. The record is from RefSeq and is a predicted model, not a curated record. Gene Ontology annotation, molecular function: GTPase activity; GTP binding.
GACUUCAACACGUUUUGUUGAUCUACUUGCGGAUGAGGACUACGAAAUGACACGAGUUCGUUAUUAAAAUACUGACAAUAAUCUUGCGAGAACAAAGUCCACCAUUACACUCAUGAACUCCUGGAUCAUUGGUUUCUGUUCACUUUGAUACUACUGCACUUGUUCUUAAAAAAAACAAUAAAAACGGUUCUUAACGGACUUAACCUGGAAGAAUAUCUCUUCUAUAUCUGUUAAUUCAAAUAAAAAAACCUAUAUUUAGAUAUACUUGCUAAAAUGAUAUGGAAUUUUGAUUGAUGACUUGGACGAAUCGGCCAAUCUUUUAUCUGACUACUCAGGUAUAGUCCGGAGGAUACUCGGCUAGUUAAGUGGAUAAUCAUGAGACUCCUCCACCAAAGAUAAUACUUCUAAAUAUAAAACAAUUUUUACCAGGACAAACAUCGGGGAAUUACUUUGACAAUCCAAUAUCAUAUUUCGAAAUAUCUGCACUUAAAAAGGUUCGUGUCGAAGUACAAGCAAAAAUAGAACUUUAGAACCUUGUUGUGACAAUAAAUUCGGUAUGAGGUCAUUAGGCACAAUCAACUCAUCAGUCGAUAUUGAUGUUCACUGUUCAUGCUUUUGAAUUUGGCGUCUGGUUUUGGUAAUGAUCAAGAACGACAAGCCUUAGUACCAGAAGGUUAAUCCAAACAUUUUGUGCUUCCAACAAAAGAGAGAUCAUGAAAGCUUUGGAAGCUAAAGUCGUCGUUUUGGGCAAAGAAGGUGUGGGUAAGACGAGCAUUGUUGUGAGAUAUGUCGGGAAAAUCUUCAGUUCUCAAGUUAGUCCGACCGUAGGGGCAUCGUUCUUCACGUUCAAAAUGAACGUCGAUAACCAUCGAGUCAAGCUCCAACUAUGGGACACCGCUGGUCAAGAGAGAUUUAAAGCAAUGGCUCCAAUGUACUACCGAAAGGCUAAUGCGGCUUUCUUAGUCUAUGAUAUCACAGACUCUAAAACAUUUGAGAACAUGAAGUUCUGGGCAGAAGAACUCGAACAAAAUAUCGACGGUCCAAUAGUAAUGUGUGUUCUGGGAAACAAAUCCGACUUGGCAGAUCGCCGUCAGGUAUCGUCUGAUGAAGGUCUAAAAUACGCAGCCAGCAUUGGGGCACUCUUCUUCGAAACAUCAGCACUUAAAGAUGAAGGAGUCUCCGAGGCCUUUCUUCGAGUUUCUUUGGCGCUCAUCUCUUUGGCAUCCAGCACAAGUACUUCCGGUAUGACCCUCAAACCGUACGACACAAGCCGACGACAAUCAGCCGACAUUACAGCUUUCCCACCUCAUCUUCAACUCCUCCGGGAUAAGAUGGUCGAAGGUGGAAGCAUUGAUGAGGACGAUGAAGAAUAUGACAAGGAUAGAGAUAGAAGGAGAAACAGCUGCUGUCCGACAUGACGAAACAUUAUUUCGGCAAAUAGAUAUCGGAAUUUUUAGAAAUACGCCUACAGUGUUGCGGGAUUGGACAGGGUUGUGUCAGAACGGUAAUAUCAUGAAGAUGGUGGAGACAUGACUGGUUUGAAGUCCGAGAUGGUGCAUGUGUCUUUAUGUCCAAUGAGUUUAUACAAUCAGGGGAGCAUUUCGUCAAUAUUUUCGUCCGACAAGUUGUCAGAUUAAACAACUUUCCCUGAUUUUGAUUUGGCCGAGAAACACUGUUACUAUGGUAACUGUAGGAAUAAAACGGGACUUGUUAGAUAAAACGUCCGAAAAGUCCUUUCAUGAAACACUCAUGGAUAUAUACUUCCGUCUUGGACCGAAAAACGUGACAGGGCUCGAACCUCGAAUUUGUGCAUCAAUAAUACCUUCCCAUGUCGCUUGGAUUACAGACGCACACCACAACGCCUUUGAUGACUGAGGCUCUUCAUGUUCCCAGAAAUAAUGCAUUCCAACUUCAUGUCUUGGAAAGCAUGAUAUGACUUUUUAUAAAAAUCCGCGGCGCCACGGAUUUUAAUAAGGGGUUUAGCUAGUUGAUCUACGUGCUAAAAAUGACUUCAAAUAUUCCCGUAGAGACAUAAAUAGAGUUAUCAAGCCAGCGUAUUUCAACCUUUCAUUUACCAUUUUUUCUUUCUUUUUUGAUCCCUUGAAAAACCAAAGUGGCGGUCACCCCUUGCCCUGUGACGCACUAGUUACAACUAUAGCCAAUUCGUAUGCCAUGAUGCGAUCUGUUAAACGGACUGUAAAUAAUAUACACCUGUUUUAAUGUUUCGAAAACAUAAGUUUUUCAUUAAUUAAAGAACAAGUCCACACCAGAAAAAAAUAAUUUGAGUAAAAAGAAAAAAAACAACAAGCAAAUUACUGAAUAUUUCAUCAAAAUCGGAUUUAAAAUAAGAACGUUAUGACAUUUUAUACUUUCGCUUAAUUUAACUAAACAGUUCUAUACACAUCCUGGUCUGUAUGUAAAAGAGGGGAAUGAAGACCUCACCCAGUCUCUAUUUCUUUUUUAUUUUGUGAAAUUUGAAAUUAUUAAGAUUUUCUCCUCAUUGUCAUGUAAAACAAAGUUUUAUUCCCAAGUUUUAUUCCUCCCUGAACAUGUGGAAUUAGCAAUGCUUUAGGUUUUAAUGGUUCAGUCAAGUUGGUCCUUAUUGUUAAAUCUGUAAAAAUGGAAAUAUUGUAAAAUUCAAACAAGAAAAAUGAGGGACAUCAUCGACGAUCUUAUUUCUGUUUCUGGUAACUCCCGUAGGAACUCGGCAGGACAGCGUUUUGCUGGUAAAAACCAAGCUGGUAUAUAACCAAUUACCUAAGAAACAUUUUACGUCUAGGUUAAUCAGUCAUGGUGGCUUACCUUAUAGGCGACAGAUAUUGCUCUCAGGCCUUUUUAUCAAAGUGGAGACAAUGGCAGAGUGGGGAUUCGAACUCACAACCUUGAGAUUAUGAGUCCAAUUCUCUAACCACUGGACGACCACAUGACCCGGUCAUUGCCAUGUCAUUGAGUUGUGCAUAUGUAUAAUUUGUAACUGUUUUGAAAAUAACUAAACAAAUUUCUUUAUUCAAAAUCCUAUUUUUGCAAUUUUCAGCGUUAUACAUGUUUGAUUUUUCUUUAUUGAUUCAAAUAAGCAUUUUUCUGGGGUGGACUUAACCUUUAAUAUCCCUUUAUUGUAUCACUUGUUUCUACCUGAAAUAAUAUCAUACUGUAUAUUUCUAGAUUACUGCAAGUAACAAUUAUUCAAUAAGCUACCAUUGAACUAUUGUUAAUAAAAUUUCACUAAAUACCUUUAUUAAUUAUAAUGAUCGAUGAACGUGGUUUGUGUUUCAGAAACCGGUUCAUUAAGUAUUAAGCACAUACAUAACUACGCAAACAGUAGGAAUCUAAAUACAUUAUACUGUAUAUUAGGGAAAAAUACAAAGGGACACUGGUGAUGGUAAUUUAGCCCCCAAAAUGCCCAAAAGAGCCCUGGAAA